Molecule: messenger RNA, 3681 nt
Organism: Zootoca vivipara (common lizard)
Lineage: Eukaryota; Metazoa; Chordata; Lepidosauria; Squamata; Lacertidae
Gene: HNRNPU
Product: heterogeneous nuclear ribonucleoprotein U
Biological process (GO): positive regulation of transcription by RNA polymerase II; alternative mRNA splicing, via spliceosome
Cellular component (GO): nucleus; ribonucleoprotein complex
Molecular function (GO): promoter-specific chromatin binding; RNA binding; protein binding
Source: RefSeq, a predicted model, not a curated record
GUGCUCGAGCCCGCGAGGCGCGCUCACCGUCCCUGCCUCGCGAGCCUAGGUGAAAGGAUUUGGCGCCAGGCGGGUCUCUCUUCUGCAGCUGCCGCAGCCACCCGAGCCAGCCACCUCCGCCCAGACCGCAUCGAGUCCUUGCAGCCGCCGCCAUGAGCUGCUCCCCGGUGAACGUGAAGAAGCUAAAGGUGUCGGAGCUCAAGGAGGAGCUCAAGAAGCGGCGCCUCUCCGACAAGGGCCUCAAGGCCGAGCUCAUGGAGCGACUCCAGACCGCGCUCGACCAGGAGGAGGCCGGCGGGGGAGGCCUGGCCGGCGGAGAGCCCGGCAACGGCAACGCGGAGGAGAUGGGCGAGGCCGCCCCGGGCAGCGGCGGCGGAGCCCAGGAGGAGGCCCUCGGAGGAGGCGGCGACCAGGCCGCGGCCUGCGACGACGAUGAGGAGGCCGAGUUCGGCGCCUGCCCCGGGGAAGAGGAGGAGGAGGAGGGCAUGGAGCUGGCCGAGGAGAACGGCGAAGGGGUGGCGGCCGGAGACGAGGAGGCGGCCGAAGACCUGGAGGACGACGAGAACGGCGACGACCAGGGCUUCCAGGAAGGGGAGGACGAGGAGGAAGAGGCCGCCGCCGGCGCCGCAGCCACCACUAGCAGCAGCAGCGGCAACGCCAACGGCCACGGCGCCCAGCAGCAGCAGCAACAGCAGCAAGGCGCCGCAGCCAAAGAGGCGGCCGGGAAAGGCGCUGCCGCCUCGGCCUCGACUCCGGCCUCCUCGGCCCAGCCCGGCGCGAAGCAGCUGUCACCCGCCCAGCAGCAGAAGCCCGGCGGGCCUGCUCGUCCGGGAGGAGAAACUAAAACUGAGCAAAAACCUGGUGAGAAAAAAAGGGGAGUUAAGCGGCCACGUGAAGACCAUGGGCGAGGGUAUUUUGAGUAUAUUGAAGAAAACAAAUACAGCAGGGCAAAGUCUCCUCAGCCACCUGUUGAAGAGGAGGAUGAACACUUUGAUGACACAGUGGUUUGUCUUGAUACUUAUAACUGUGAUCUACACUUCAAAAUUUCAAGAGAUCGUUUUAGUGCUUCCUCAUUGACGAUGGAAAGUUUUGCCUUUCUUUGGGCUGGAGGGAGAGCAUCCUAUGGAGUUUCUAAAGGAAAAGUCUGUUUUGAGAUGAAGGUAACUGAAAAGAUCCCUGUCAAGCACCUGUAUACAAAAGACAUUGACAUACAUGAAGUGAGAGUUGGCUGGUCACUGAACACAAGUGGGAUGCUGCUUGGCGAGGAAGAGUUUUCUUAUGGAUACUCCUUGAAAGGAAUAAAGACAUGUAAUUGUGAGAUUGAAGACUUUGGUGAGAAAUUUGAUGAAAAUGAUGUGAUCGGAUGUUUUGCUAAUUUUGAUGGUGAUGAAGUGGAACUUUCUUACUCAAAGAAUGGACAGGAACUUGGCGUUGCUUUCAAAAUCAGCAAGGAAGUUCUUUCUGAAAAGUCCCUUUUCCCCCAUGUUCUCUGCCAUAACUGUGCUGUUGAAUUUAACUUUGGCCAGAAGGAUGAGCCCUACUUCCCCAUACCAGAGGGGUACACCUUCAUCCAGAAUGUUCCCUUGGAAGAUAGAGUUAGAGGACCCAAGGGACCAGAACACAAGAAAGACUGUGAAGUGGUAAUGAUGAUUGGCUUGCCUGGUGCUGGGAAGACUACAUGGGUUACCAAACAUGCAGCACAGAACCCUGGGAAGUACAAUAUCCUUGGAACAAAUACUAUUAUGGACAAAAUGAUGGUUGCAGGUUUUAAGCGGCAAAUGGCUGAUACUGGAAAACUCAACACACUGUUGCAGAGAGCACCACAGUGUCUUGGCAAGUUUAUUGAGAUUGCUGCACGUAAGAAACGGAACUUUAUUCUGGAUCAGACAAAUGUGUCUGCAGCUGCGCAGAGGAGAAAAAUGUGCCUGUUUGCAGGCUUCCAGCGCAAAGCAGUUGUUGUUUGCCCAAAAGAUGAAGACUACAAGCAAAGAACACAAAAGAAGGCAGAGGUGGAGGGAAAAGAUCUUCCAGAGCAUGCAGUGCUCAAAAUGAAAGGAAAUUUUACUCUGCCAGAGGUGUCAGAAUGUUUUGAUGAAAUAAUCUACGUAGAGUUACAAAAAGAAGAAGCCCAGAAGCUUCUGGAACAGUACAAAGAAGAAAGCAAGAAGGCCCUUCCUCCAGAGAAAAAACAGAACACUGGUUCAAAGAAAAGUAAUAAAAAGAGUGGUAAAAACCAGUUUAACAGAGGUGGACAGAGAGGACGUGGUGGAUUUAACAUGCGUGGCAACUUCAGAGGAGGAGUCCCUGGAAAUCGUGGAGGAUACAACAGGAGAGGUGGUAACAUGCCCCAACGUGGAGGUGGAGGAGGCGGUGGCAGUGGUGGGGCAAUAGGCUACCCAUACCCCCGUGGUCCUGUCUUUCCAACCAGAGGUGGUGGUGGCGGAGGUGGUGGUUACUCAAACAGAGGAAGCUAUAACAGAGGUGGAAUGCCCAACAGAGGGAACUAUAACCAGAACUUCAGAGGAAGGGGAAACAAUCGUGGCUACAAAAAUCAAUCUCAGGGCUACAACCAGUGGCAGCAGGGUCAAUUCUGGGGUCAGAAGCCAUGGAGUCAGCAUUAUCACCAAGGAUACUAUUGAAUUCCCAAAUAAAAUGAACUGAUCCAUAUUUCUUCAAAACCUUCACAAGAAGUCGACUGUUUUCUUUAGUAGGCUAACUUUUUAAACAUUCCACAAGAGGAAGUGCCUGCAGGUUCCUUUUUUAGAAGCUUUGUGGGUUUGAUUUUUUUUUGUACAUUUUUAAUUGCAGUUUUAAAGUGAAUCUUAAGAGAACCUCAGCAUUGUGCACGAUAAGAGAAUGUGUCAGUAUUUCAGGGUUCUGCAUUUUAUCUGUAAAAUGUGACUUUUUUUUUUACCACAACAAAAGUAAAAUGUUGCUUUGUAUCUGGUGUCCUCUUAUUAAAGAUUUUCUCUUCUCUUUCCCCCCCCCAAAAAAAAAUUCUAAGAAACAGUCGAGAGUCAUCAAAACAGAAAAGUUAGCAACCAGGCUUGUGGCCCCAUGAAUUCUAAUACUAUGUAAAUAAUGCUCAUUACACUCCAUCUUCCACUCUAUCCUCUCUAUGCAGUUUCUAGGUAUGGAAGAGGGGGGAGAGAAAUAAGAAUGGUCUUUUGGCAAUAAGCUAGGUUGUAUUUUUGUUUUGUUUUUUAAUUUGGCAAAGGGUUGAGGGUGGGGUUGCAAAGCAAAACCUAAAGAUUAAAUAGUGAAGGUGGAGUGCAUGUAAAACCUGGUUGCUUUUGUCUGUGGAGGCUCAACUUGUGAAGGUACACACCAUCAACUUUUUCCAUUUGUUAUGCAUUUUGAUUCUGAAAAAAACUGGCUCUGCCCAUUUCUUAUUAAACAAACUUGUUGUAAAUCCAGUUGUCUAAUGGGAUCUAUAUGAAGUUAGCUGUGUGUCUGUAACCUUUUCCCCACAAAUACUGUGUAUUUAGUGUGCUUGUAGUAGUAACUCCACCAUUUUGUAAAUGAAAUUGUGAUUCACCCAUUUUAUAUCUAAUUUUUAAUCAUGUUAGUUCUCAGAUGGGUGUGUCUCCUUAGCCUGCUGAUUUACUUAUCUAAAGAAAGUGGGUGGAGAAAUUUAACUUUAGCCGUUUGUUUGCAAUAAAAUAAAAUCAUUUAACUCUU